Molecule: messenger RNA, 712 nt
Organism: Cuscuta epithymum
Lineage: Eukaryota; Viridiplantae; Streptophyta; Magnoliopsida; Solanales; Convolvulaceae
Source: the annotation of a GenBank genome assembly
GAUGUCCGAAGAACAACUCCAACAAGAAUUGGCCCGACAUAAUAACCGCUUUCUACAACAACAACAAAUGCCGACGACCAUUGACGAAGAGGAGCUUGAGGAUGAAGAUGCGGAGGAAUUGGAACCGGAGACGGCUGAGGAGGAGGGUGCCGGCAGCCACGACGCCGACGCGCCUGCCUCAUCCCAAACCGCCACCGGUAAUAAAAACAGUAAGUCUGAACUAAUGAAAAAUAAUUUUGAUAAAUGGAAGGACCCACAAACCGGCUAUUGGCACGCAACUUGCAAGUGGUGCAACAACAAUUAUAGUUUGGGAACCUCCGGCGGAUACGGAUCCGCCGCAAGGCAUCUUAAGGCAAAGCACCCCGUGGAGUAUGCAAAAUUAGGCGGCGGAACGGGGAAGCAAACUCAAAUAUCGAGGUUUGCGAAUUCUCAACCUUUUGGACCCGAAGACCGGACUGUGGUGGGCAACUUGCAGGUGGUGCAAGAAAGACUGUUGCUUGGGGCGUUCAUACGGAUACGGGAUGCCAAUAAAGCAUAUGAAGUCCUGUGACAAAGGGAAAACAACAACCAACGGUGGCGGAAAUCCCAAUUGAUAUUCAUUACAAUUUACAAAAUGUAUUUCGUAUUGUUAUUUUUUUCUCAAUUCUCAAAUGUAGUUCUUAUUUCAAAUAAAUGCACUUGAACUUUGUUUUUAAUAGCAAUUUGUAUAAUA